Messenger RNA from Histoplasma capsulatum G186AR, 861 nucleotides. RefSeq lists its product as uncharacterized. The record is from RefSeq and is a predicted model, not a curated record. Bases 1 to 861 code for a protein of 286 amino acids. The transcript is spliced from 3 exons. Lineage: Eukaryota; Fungi; Ascomycota; Eurotiomycetes; Onygenales; Ajellomycetaceae.
AUGGAUCUCGUGGCGAGUAUUCGAAAGGAAGGCAGCCGCGGCGGCCGCGACUCUUUCAAAUGGUCCGACGUCAAAACUUCCACCCAUCGCGAAAACUACCUUGGUCACUCCCUCAUGGCCCCCGUCGGACGGUGGCAGCAAAAUCGCGAUCUAUCCUGGUAUGCCAAGGGAGACAAGGACGCAGCAGGAUCUGCCGAAGAAGCUGCGGCGAAACUACGCAGCGAGCGGGAGGAGGAGAUUAAACGCAUUAAGGAGGCGGAACAAGAAGCGAUGGCACGCGCAUUAGGUUUACCUGUCGCCUCGAGGAGCUCCAAUAAUGCAAAUAUGACGCCUCUGGGUGGGAAAGAGGUAGAGAGGGCUAUUCAGGAAUCUAGUGCGGCAGACGAGGGAGCGCAGGAUGGUGGCGGUUCCAGGGGUGUUGGGUUUGGGUCGUUUCGGGGAACGGGAGGGACAAAGGCUGGAGAUCAGGGAGAUAGAAUGGAAGGGACAGGGUAUGAAAUGGUGCCAGAAAAAGGGCUGGAGCGGCGUGGGACACGAGAUGGGCGGGGAACUCGGGGCGGGCGUGACGAAGGCGCCACUCUCCAUCUGCGGAUAGAGAUUAUGGGGUUCGAUGCCGGGACCGCUCGAGAUCGACUGGGAGGCGAAGACAUCGUUCGAGAUCAAGUGAUAUGGACGCCUAUAAAAGGCACCGUCCAUUAUCUAGAUCACGGAGCCAAAACCGAUGGCGGGGAAGAGGCGCGAGGGAGAAGCGUGCCCGUGAACGGAGCUCCUCUCCCGCCCAGCGUCGAAGUCAUCAUGAUCGCCGUUCCAGGAGGAACGAAGACUACGAUCGAGGAAGAUAGAAAGGAACACAAUUAUUAA